UGUUGAUACUCAGGAUAUUAUUAUAUAUAUAUAUUUUUUGUUGUACCUCUUGAUAACAGGAAACAACACGGGCAGUAAUCGUCCUUUUUUUUUAGUCGCACUUGAGAUGUACGAUCUUUCUUUCCUCCCCGGAGACGCUCCAGUUGCUUGUACAGUAAUACUGCAUUAUUCAUCCUGCAUCUGUCGUAGUCAGUGGGUCGUCGCAUACAGCUGGUGAUGUAUCGUGUUUUGCAACUGUCAGCAAUCGUAAGCACGUUCUAGAACACUGGUGUCAAACUCGAGGCCCGGGGGCCAGCUCUGGCCCGCCGUAUGGUUUUAUGUGGCCCACGGAGGCAAAUCGUGUGUGUCAUCUUCGAGGAUUUUUGUUGAAAUUUCAAAUUUGCCAUGUCAUAAAUGACAACUUGGAGAUAUUUCCAGGAUUUUUGUGUUUCCAAACAAAAUGAACAAUAGUCGGAAAAACCCGCUUAGCUUUAUUUCUGAUUCAAAGACUAGUUGAUAAAUUGCAUGCGUAAAUAUAAGGAGACGGUUAAAAAUUGUUAUUGUUUCACAAUCAUAAUAACAACUACGGUGUGGCAAAAAUGAGUUUGACGCCACUGUUCAAGAACAUACACAUCCACACCACGACUGCCUCCUCCGCGAUGUGGCGCGGUUUUCCUUAUAUAUAUAUUUAUAGGCGGCACGGUGGCCUCACGGUUCUGAGGACCCGGGUUCGAUCACUGCCCCACCUGUGUGGAGUUUGCAUGUUCUCCCCGUGCCUGCGUGGGUUUCCUCUGGGUACUCCGGUUUCCACAACAUUAAUCGGACACUCGAAAUUGCCCCGAGGUGCGAUUGUGAGUGCGGCUGUUUGUCUCGACGUGCGCUGCGAUUGGCUGGCGACCACUUCAGGGUGUACCCCGGCUCCUGCCUGUUGACAGGUUGGACAGGCUCCAGCAUUCCCUGCAACCCUUGUGAGGAUAAGCGGCUAAGAAAAUGGAUGGCGUUGUGUGUAUAUAUAUAUAUUUGUUUUUGUUUUUUAAUAUUCAAAAAGAUGUUUGAAUAGUUUUAAAGUUUAUCCGAAGUUACCUCGCUGAUGCAUGAAAUCGUUGGGUCGGACUGGACAGUAUUUGGGUCUGGUACAUUCAAAAUCAGGUAAAUCUCAUUCCGUUCAAUCAAAAUUUGUCGGUAUAUCAUAAGAAAAUUGUGUCACCGCUGCUUUUAUGCCGGAUGCAUUUCUCUGUAAGAGAUAUUUUUGAAUGAUUUACGCGAGUGUAUUCGGGAGCAACAACAAAACACACAAGAAACAUUUCCGUGAUGUGUGAGGGAAAUAAUCCCGAAUUAUAUCCUGACGUCAAUUUUUUUUUAUUAUUAUUUUUUCCUCGUGGACACACGUCGUGGGCAGAACAGAACCGGUGCGAGGGUUGGGCUUCCUUUUGGAAGACUCGACGGCACAUUCCAGGCAAAGUCAGAAGCAGAAUUUUGGAUGCGCGGCCAGACAAGACGGAAGCGGCAGUUCGGAAAAGAGCAACACAGAACCCGGUCGGAGCGCCGGGGGAGAAGCCGGGGACGCCGGACCGCGGUGAUGUGAACAGCCAAAACCUCGUCUCCUUUCGCCAUGGGGAAAGACUACUACAAGACCUUGGGCAUCCCCAAGGGCUCCAACGAGGAGGAGAUCAAGAAGGCCUACCGGCGCAUGGCGCUGCGCUUCCACCCUGACAAGAACACGGAUGCCGACGCCGAGGAGAAGUUCAAGGAGAUCGCCGAGGCCUACGAGGUGCUCAGCGACCCCAAGAAGAGGCUCGUCUACGACCAGCUCGGGGAGGAAGGUUUCAAGACCGGGGGCAGCAGCUCGUCCGGUGCUCCCGGUACCUCGACGCAGCACUACACCUUCCACGGAGACCCCCACGCCACCUUCGCCACCUUCUUCGGGGGCUCCAAUCCGUUCGAUAUGUUUUUCAGCUCCAACCGCGGCCACGCCCGCGCCAACGGUUUCCCCUUCCACAGCGAGCACGCGAACGACGGCGAGCCGGACGCCGACGCGGACGACGACGACGACCACUUCGUUCACUUCGGGAGGCCGUUUGGCUUCGCGGGAGGGAUGAAAAACAGCGAGGGCCGCAGGAGGAGGGGCGGGCCCCCGGAGUGCCCGGGGGCGGCUCGCAAGCAGCAGGACCCCCCGGUGGUCCACGAGCUGAAGGUCUCGCUGGAGGAGGUCUUCCACGGCUGCACCAAGCGUAUGAAGAUCACGCGCCGCAGGCUGAACCCGGAUGGGAGGAGCUUGAGGACCGAGGACAAGAUUCUCAACAUUGUGAUCAAGAAGGGCUGGAAGGAGGGCACCAAGAUCACCUUCCCCAAGGAGGGCGACCAGACCCCCGAGAAUAUUCCCGCCGACAUCGCCUUUGUGCUCAAAGACAAGGGCCACGCCCACUUCAAGCGAGAUGGUUCCAAUAUCAUUUAUAACUGCAAGAUCAGCCUCAAAGAGGCGUUGUGCGGCUGCACGCUCAGCAUCCCCACGCUGGAGAAGCGUUUCAUCGCCCUGCCGUGCCACGACAUCAUCAAACCCGGGACGGUCAAGCGGCUCCGGGGGGAGGGCCUGCCGUUCCCCAAGAACCCCUCGCAACGCGGCGACCUCAUCGUGGAGUUCUCGGUCCGCUUCCCGGACAGGAUCUUGCCCCAGUCCAAAGAGAUUAUCAGACUCCAUCUUCCUCCAUCGUAAGAAUUCCGUAACCGAGAUGGAUCUGGAUCCUCUCCUGCGGUUUACGAACCCCUCCCGUGAUCCGUCACUCCCUCUCGGCGUUUUUACAGGUCCUCUCGGGAUUCGCGGGUGGGGGGCCGACAUUUUAUUGGGGUUCAAACUGCACAAUCUAAUAAAAUCCACUGCAAGAGCCGGAACAAGAACUCUGCCUUGGCAAAAAUUUGGAUUGACACUAUCAGAGACACAAUGUUUCUUACUAUAGUUGUUGCGGUUUACAGUGGGUUUCGAAUUACAUCGCUUCGUACCAGAAGGUAUUUACAACAUUUUGCUUACCUUUAAUUGAGCAACAGGAGAAGGAAAAUAAAAGUAUGGCUUGACUGUAACUUCCAUAAAUAGUUCAUAGACGCCACGCAUCGCUUCGUUGCCGACUGCAUCACAUAGCGGAGACGUCACUGCCAAAUUUCAGACGCACAAAGUGAUACUCCUUGAUAAUUACAGUAUAGUAAUCGAUGUGUAUCCCUGCAUAAUCGGGGUUUGGCAUCCACAGAUUAUAUUACGCGCAGGAUUUUUUUUCCCCAAUUUUUAAAAAUCUAUUUCUUGAUCUUAUAAUUUUUGGGGGGAAAGAAUGGGGACCAACCCUAAUACAAUUAGUGGUGAUCUAUCCCUAAUUAUUAAAGAAUUUUUUGAGUAAAAAAACAAACAUAUGUCCAAAAAUAAAUACAUUAAAAAAAUAAUAAUGCAAUUACCGUAAUUCCCGGCCUACAGAGCGCACCUGGUUAUAACCCUCGGUAUGCAGAAAGAGUUUAACGCUAGCGCGGCACUAAACUAGCUAAGCUAGAUAGCUAACGCUAGCGCCGCACUAACGCUAGCGCCCCACUAAUGCUAGCGCCGCAUCACCGCAUUAACCACAUGGUUGAAAGCGUGUGAAAAACGCCGCGGCUUGUAGGCCGGAAAUUACGCUAAGGGGUGGAUCAAAAAAUAAAGGGUGGAUUUUUGCAUUGUACAGUAUUUUACACAUUUCUACAAAAAAUAUUUAUCUUAUUGAAUAUUAUUUUCAAUAUGCAUCUAGACAAAAUAAUAAAUGUGUGGUACACAAGGCCGUUGAUUUAACACCGCUGGCCACUAUUUCAGGAAAUAGACAAUACCGUACAGCAUACAGUAUUAAAAUUGUUGUUCCUCCAUGUUUUUUGUUAUCUGCACACCAGUCAGUUUGAUUUACAUUUUUUCCUUUUACGAUGAUAUCUUGGCUCUUUCAAAACAGUCCUAUCGGUGGUUUCCUCCGCACCAUUUUGGGUGCCCCUCUGAUAUUUCUACACAGCGCCAUUUAUUUCUUCGGAACUUCUCUGCCGAUUAGAUGAUCAACUUGAAUUAGAAUAACAAAUGAGGAAUGACAAUCAUAUACUGGCUGAAUCAGCAGUUUAAGCUCAGAGCUUGCACAGCAAAAUCGGUGCUUUUCCGUUUGAACCGCACAGCCAGGCUCGCUAUUUAUGUGCCUUAGCCAAAUGUCGUAACACACACACACAUACACGCGCACAAAACCAACAGAUAAAAAUGUAACACACAACCAGCCAUGAGCAACUGUAAGCAAACGACCUUAAAAGCAGUCAAAACGUUGUACUGUAAGCGCGCGCAACCAGUAGACAUCCUCGCGCGGACUCAUUUAUUUUGCUGUCAAAUGCUACGGACCUUUCCGACUGGCGAUCUUAAGCUCCGCCCCCUUAGCUACAGUUGCCAUGUCCCGCAAGCUUCCAAAAUGGCGACUGAACAGAACAGGUUUGAAGUCGAUUCUUUAGAAGUGAGUGGGUGUAUUCAUUUGACCCGGCCCGUAAUGGAACCCAGUGCUCUGUCUUAAAAGUCCGAUGUGAUGCAAAUCGGCAAAUAGAAAUUUCUCUUGCACGACAUUAGCGUAUUUACGUAUCGCUAACCCGACUCUCCGGCAUAAAACAUGACACGCUUCAUUCAGCAGGUCAGUCAUACGCUAACAAAGUGAAAGUUGUUCUCCUGCAAUGUAUAAAGCCCUGAUAAUAAUUCAAGAUACUUCUCCCUCACUUACCUUGGAACACACAGCCUUGUGUUUGUUGAUAUUGUCCACAUUUAGUUGUACGCGCGCUCUUCCGCGAGCCUUAAUCCAUCGUAGACACUUCGUCAACUGUGUUUUAGGCUUUGGAAAAUGAAUCAAGCGGGCCCCUUGUAAUCUUUCAUCAGAAUUGCGCGUCCUCCAAGCGCAUCUGAGGACCAUUUUCCUCGUAACAUAAACUUUUCCAAGCGCACGCUACUGACAACCAGCAUUGCUUGCGGGGCAACAUGGCGAGAGGGGCGUGUCAAGACAAUGCGGCUAUCUGAUUGGCUAUUAUUGUACGAGCGAUUGACGGGUCGGAAAGGUCCAUUCAGCACAGGUUGAGUUGCAGUACCACUGAAUAGAGCUGGACAAUAAAUACUGUCACGGUGAGUCCUCCGGGGGCCGCCAUCUUGUCGCCCGUUUUGUUUCGAUUUCUCUCGUGUCAUUCCAAGGCGCUGGUGCUACCGUGAGCGGUGCCGACAACAACCUUUUGCUUUCGUUGACUAAUUUAUUCAUAUUUAAACUUUGCUUGUGCCACGUGUAACAUCUGUACAUUGAUAUUUAACCUUUUUUUUUUUUUUUUAAGGAGAAACCCAUGAAUAUACAGUGCGAAUACUGGAUCCGCUGUGCUAUGUUUCACUUGUAGGUGGCCCUUUGGUUAUUUCUAAAGUUGUUUAUAGGCAGUUUGAGGGGUCUACUGUGCAUUAGUUGGCCAAAAUAUUAAAUAUAGCUGCACAUUCGAAUGAGUUUCAAUCUCCCGCCUCGGCUCUCAUUACUGAACGUGCAGUUGUACGCAAACGGUAAUCGCAAAUAAAUGCACUUGACGUCCUGUAAAAGAACUCAAAUAAGCCCUGGAUGACAUCAGGACAUGGAUAAUGUCAUACCAUAUGAAAUAUGAAGUCGGCUCCAGGCAGAAAGCACACGUGCUGCUGCUG
Molecule: messenger RNA, 5665 nt
Organism: Syngnathoides biaculeatus (alligator pipefish)
Lineage: Eukaryota; Metazoa; Chordata; Actinopteri; Syngnathiformes; Syngnathidae
Gene: dnajb5
Product: DnaJ heat shock protein family (Hsp40) member B5
Exons: 5
Coding region: 1592-2692 (366 amino acids)
Biological process (GO): negative regulation of transcription by RNA polymerase II
Cellular component (GO): cytosol
Molecular function (GO): protein-folding chaperone binding
Source: RefSeq, a predicted model, not a curated record